Messenger RNA from Racocetra persica, 137 nucleotides. Lineage: Eukaryota; Fungi; Glomeromycota; Glomeromycetes; Diversisporales; Gigasporaceae. The record is from the annotation of a GenBank genome assembly.
AUGUCUCGUUUUCCAAGAGUUGUGCCUUGGACAACUUCAGAAGAAUAUCAACAAGUAUAUCAGUGGUUAUAUUCUGAUGAUCCAAAACAAAAUGAAUUAGGUGUCAAACGUGUAAGCAAAAGACUUAAAAAAUUGUU